AACCCUAAGUUCAAUUUCUUCUAAAUUUUCCUCUUUCCACCAUUCCACCUUACAAUACAAGAACACUUUAACAAAAGCAGAGCAACAAAAAAGCUGCUUCAUUCCUCUUCUUUUCAUACAAUUCUCAAGAAAAAAAAAACCACAAAUAUUUACCAAAAACAAAACUUUCCUUCAAACCCAUUUUCGAAAUGGGUUUCUUCUUCUUCCUUUUCAUUCUCACCAUUUCUUCAUUGACCUCAUCCAUGGCGUCCCACAAUCUCCAAUCGCCGCAUCUCCUCGAUCUUUACAUCAGAGAUUACACGUUGAAAUCCCUUGACAACACAGUCAAAACAGGGACACUUCACAGUGUUCCGUUACCGGAGAAUUUCUCCGGCAUUGAUGUUGACACGGCGAGGUUCCGAUGCGGAAGUUUACGGAGGUAUGGUGCAUCGGUGAAAGAAUUUCAUGUGGGUGUUGGUGUUUCUCUGAACCCAUGUGCUGAGAGAAUCGUAAUCAUCCGGCAAAAUUUGGGAUCUAAUUGGUCUUCGAUUUACUUUAACAACUACCGUUUAACUGGGUAUCAAUUAGUUUCUUCAAUCUUGGGGAUUUUGGCUUACAACUCUGGAAAUAAUAGUUCGAGCUCCUCCCCUGUUCCAUUUGAGGUCGGAAUUUCCGCCGGAGAAAAACCCAUUACUAUAGAUUUCAGAAACUCGACGAGAAUGGGGAAUGACACGAGAAUGAGGCCGAUUUGUGCGAGUUUCGAGAGGGAUGGGAGAGUUACAUUGGCGAAGGAGAUUUCGCCGUUGAUUUGCUCUGUUUUGAGACAGGGGCAUUUUGGGUUAGUGGUGGAGGAGCCAGAGCCGGUGGAGUUGAGAAAGAAGGAACGGCCGUGGAAGGUGGCUAUCGGAAGCGCGAUAGGGGCGGCGAUCGGAGCGUUUCUUUUGGGGUUGUUGUUGGUGGCGAUGUUUGUGAGAGUGAAGAAGAGGACGAGAAUGGAGGAGCUGGAAAUUAGGGCUUAUGAAGAGGAAGCUUUGCAAGUUUCGAUGGUCGGACAUGUGAGAGCUCCGACGGCGCCGGGGACGAGGACUAUGCCGUCGAUUGAACAUGAGUAUUUGCCGCCGUCUCGUCGACGGUGAGAAUAAGAACGUAAUGUUUGUUCAGAUUUAGAGCUGUAGUUGUAUUCUUUUUCUUUUGUAAGAUUAGUGAUUGAAACUGUCAACAAAAUGAAUUUUAUUGUACAUUUGUUAUUGGUUUGCGAUGAUAAACACAACAAACUUUCAAUUAAUUGGUUUAUAAA
This is a messenger RNA of Cucumis melo (muskmelon), 1276 nucleotides long. RefSeq lists its product as uncharacterized. The record is from RefSeq and is a predicted model, not a curated record. Gene Ontology annotation, cellular component: membrane. The coding region runs from base 189 to 1115 and encodes 308 amino acids. Lineage: Eukaryota; Viridiplantae; Streptophyta; Magnoliopsida; Cucurbitales; Cucurbitaceae. The transcript has a single exon.